Messenger RNA from Penicillium arizonense, 867 nucleotides. RefSeq lists its product as uncharacterized. The transcript has a single exon. The annotation marks the transcript as partial. NCBI's taxonomy places the organism in Eukaryota, Fungi, Ascomycota, Eurotiomycetes, Eurotiales, Aspergillaceae. The record is from RefSeq and is a predicted model, not a curated record.
UCAUCCAAUCUCGCGACGUCCAUCCCCUUCAUAGUUGGAUGGUACGCUAUGGUUACCGGCCAAGCCCUCGUCCUCUACUCGCGCCUGCAUCUCGUUUUCGCCGAUGCGAGAAAGGUGCGUUGGGUCUUGUGGAUGAUACUCACGAACUUUUGCAUCCUACACAUUCCAAUGACCGUCUUAUUCUUUCUCCUCAACAACGGCAACGCACGCUUUGCUCAACCUGCCGCGAUAUUCGACCGAAUCCAAUUGACGGGCUUCUGCAUCCAAGAUUUCGUCAUCUGCGGCAUUUACAUAUACGAAGCAGUUCGUGCUUUCAGACUUAUCAGUGCGUUCCGAGGUCGCGAGAGCCGCAACGCCAUCAUCCAUCUAAUUUGCAUCAAUAUCAUCGUGGUAUUCGUGAAUAUUCUCCUCCUGGUGGCGGAAUACAAACUACACUACAUUCAAGUGAGCUUCAAGACGGUGGUGUACAGCGUCAAGCUGAAGUUGGAGUUUUCUGUGCUCAACCGUCUCUGCUCGGUGGCCGUCCCCUGCACCUGCCAGAGUGGAUCCGGGGAGCAGCGCCGAUCAUGUGAUAUGAAUCUCUUUGAUCGAAGCCUUCCACGGUCAUCUGCGGAACCAGAGAGGACAAUGCAAUCUGCGUCGACUUAUGAAAAGAUACAGCGCCGUUUCAAAUUGCCAAACUUGGUCCAUAGAUACCACGGGGCGAAGAGCUAUUUGUCCGGGAAGAAGAUCAUUCCCUCCAAAGACAGUUCGUACUCAGAAACAUUCCCCGAGAGCCAUUCAAGCACCCGUACGACUGGCUCAUCGGAAUCUCUGCCGGCACUGGAACUGAGUCUAUCUGAAUUCUCGCCCAAAUUCGAUGUUUAA